CAGACAGCCGACCACUGCAUAAGUGUGGAGCGCGGGACGGACUGACUUCAGCCCACACCACUCCUCCUCUGUCCGAGGGAAGACCCAAAACCUCUGCUGUGAUGCGCGCACGCUCAUCUCCACUAAUAAUGUGACCAUCACACGGACACGGUUGUCAGAUGUUUAAGCUCAUCGUCGCUUCAUUGUACUUGAGUGCCGCCGGUUUUCCACACUGUCACACAGAGUUUGCAGCCAGGCUACAGCAGGCUAUCCACGAGGGAUACCUGGCGUGAGAUGCGGCAAUGUCCCGAGGAUUAUGCCCACGCGUAAACUCCUGCGGCUCUGCUUGGAUUUUGUCCGCGCUCGUAUUUGCGGUGAACGCGCUCGACGUGGACGCGUACAGCUGUCAUGAAGUGAGGACCGCGUUCCAGCUGCGGCAGGUCGGGCCGCCGCACCGCGUCCCGGAGACACCUGGCAGAGAUGUGGAUCUGUUGGUUUGCAAGCACCAGGGUCCGUCAUGCUGCACCCGGAAGAUGGAGGAGAGCUACCAGUUGGCUGUAAAAAGAGAAACCCUCCACAACAUUCAGUCCUACAGCUAUGAGCUGGAGCACCUCAUCUCCGGCCACUCGGAUGCCUUCCAGGACAUGUUCCAGUACCUUCUAUCCUUCUCUCAGGGCCACCUGAGUUCUCUGUUGGAGGGAACCUACUCAUCCCUGUCCCGCCAAGCCCUACCCCACGUUAACCAACUCUUCUCCUCCCUCUCCCUCUACCUCCGGGGGGCCAACGUGUCCGUCGAGGCGUCGAUCCACCAAUUUUUUAACAACCUCUUCCCGCUCGUCUACACGCGGCUCAUCAAUCCAGGCCUAGAAGGCAACAUGAUGAUGGGCAGCGAAAUGGAUGACUGUCUCCGAAUGAUCAGGCAGGAUGUCAACCCCUUCGGGCCUCAUCCAGCCGUCAUGGUCCAGGAGCUGGAGGGGGCACUGGGAGCCGGGAGACAACUGGGCCUGGCCCUGGAGGAGGGCCUUGAAGUGAUGAACGCCACCAAACAUGUCAGCAUGAGCAAAGAGUGUGUGAAGGGCCUGGUGAAGAUGGUGUACUGCUCCCACUGUCGAGGCUUGACGCUCAUCAAGCCCUGCGUGGGCUACUGUCUGAACGUAAUGCGAGGCUGCUUGGCCAGCCUGUCAGAGCUGGAUCAGCCUUGGAGGAGGUAUACCACCCUGUUGGAGCAGCUAACCCACGCCAUGGCUGGCCAACACAGUCUGGAACUAGCCCUGCUAGGGGUGAGGGGCCACGUUAAUGAGGCCCUGCUCUACGCACAGCUCCACGGUCCACUCGUCACAGCCACAGUGGACAAGGUGUGUGGUCUGUCUACAAGGGAACCUCCGAGCAUGCAGCCUACGAGCCCGGAGGUCACGACCUCAACCUCGGCUGUAACCUCGUCCUCUCUUCCUCCAUCUGCCACCCCGUCCCAACCUCUACCGGAGCAGUGGCUGGGGCAGUUAGCCCACUUGAGGAGCUCGUUCCCCCUGAAACCCUCCAAGAGCAAUAAACAUAGUCUGAGAACACUCUCUAGGGAGUUCUUGAUGUACCUGCAGCGCUACAAGUCUUUCUUUGCGGCGUUGCCAGAGAUGCUGUGCGAAGGGGAGAACGUAGUGGACGACUCCACGUGCUGGAGCGGCGACGACGUGGUGGAGAGCUACACUGGCAGAAUUGUCGGAAAUGGUCUUCACGCCCAGAGGCAAAACCCGGAGGUCAAAGUUCGGAGCCCAAACCCUACACUGGCCGAGGUCAAGGAGAGGUUGGAGCUCUUCAACCAGGAGACCCAGGAGAGGUUUCCAAAACUGGGCCAGGUGGAGGUCUGGGAUGAGCUGGGCAGUGGGGAAGCAGAGGAGGGCAGCACCACAGACUGUGAUGAUGAAGAUGGAUGUGAAGCCUCAGGAGACGGUCAGGAUCAGACCUCGCAUCCAGACCUCUCAAGUGAAGGAAAGUCCAAUGGGAGACAGCCCGGAAGUGACCGCCCACGUGAGACCCCUUCCAAGCCCCCCUCGGUCAAGGUGAUAGGGGGCUUGCCGUCUGCCAGCUGGCCACGGCCCUGGAGCCUCGCACUGCUCUUUGCUGCACUUUGCCUGCAGUGGACCCUGUUCUGAUGCCAGUGACCUCUGUGAAUGCCCCCCCCCCCCCCCAUCACUGCCCCCCACCUCCUUUAAGGAACCGCAUACAUGCACGGAGACACUCAUAUCAUUUACAAAGCAUCCUUACUCCUGUCCUCAACGUACUUGUAUGGAUGGGAGUGCGGGGGAAAUGAAAAUGGCAUAACAAGACAAGGCGUGGAAGAGAAGAGAACAACGUCGUAGGAGACUAGACGGAGGGCUCUUGCAGGAACCUGUCCUGCAGCGUCACCAAUGUGGUGGUUUUCACACGCUGAUCGUAUGCACGCUCAUCUACAAAGAUUUGACUGCUUCAUCUGGGCUGUGUCGGUGCUGGACGUUUGUGUCUACAGACACCAAUACAGCCCCCCUACUCGAACACAAACAUACCCUUCGUGGAACGGGACCGCGUCAUUCUGAUUUUACUUAAAAGCGCUUACACAUUUACUCACAUCCAUGUUUCACGUGACCAGUACAAAUGCAGCCAUCUUCUUUUUCUAGAGUUGGUUUUUACUUCUCCUUUGAGGCAAAAAAAAGAAAAGGAAACUCAUCACAGCCACUGCACCAUUUGCCAGUCAUGCAGAAUAAUUCAGCUCAUUUGAAAACUCUACUCAUUUUCUUUUCGAGGAUUAAGGAAUGCAUGGUAGAUUGAUAGAUCGAACCCAGGUGGCCCAGAACAGCAGAUUUGAUAUACUCUAAUGACAUUGUACCUUGGCGGGGAUUAGUAUGGAAUGAGUUCACAGGUAGAGCACUGGCACACUUGCACGACUGAACUCAUUGCGCAGACAAACUAGGUGUGUAUAGUAUGUAACUGUAUAUAGGUGGAAAGAUUGUAUGAGGUUCUGAUCCAACAAAAAGCUCUUAACUGAUUGAGCUGAAUGGGUUAUCUUUAAUUGUCUCUUUGCUAUGAAUGGACUGUGCUUGUCUGCUCCACUACAUAUAAAAUAAUGGGAAAAAAAGAAAAAAAAGCAAGGAUGCACUUCAUUUUCAAAUUCAAACAUGGAUACAUGCUGGGUGUUUGAACAAAGCCUGUACAUUGUUGAUUUGACUAAUGUUUAUUGUGCAUCAGGUUGUGUGUGUUUGCUUGUUGAAUUGCACAUUAAUGCAUGUAUAACCUACCAAGUUAUCAGACAUAUUUCGGUAGGAUUAGGCCCUUCUCUGGGAAGCCUAAAGAACUCUCAAAAACGAUUGCCUUUUCCAAUACAUCAGUACAUCAGGUUGUAUCUUCCUCACUCAAGGAAUGGCUUAGUACUUGAAAUUAUAAGGAAGGUUGGACUGCAGAUCCAUCACAAGCAGAUUCAACUACAAUGUAACACACACACAAAUACAUGUUGAAUGUUUUUUUACAAAGUUGGGUGCGUCUAUGGUCCAGUAUAGUGGUAGCCCUUAUGCAAGUCCCUUUUCAUGAAUUUGUCAUACAUUUUGCCAAAUAAGCUCUACUGUCUCUUCACUCACUCUUAAGCAGACCAUUCCUUUCAAUUCCAACAGAAUAAAAAAAGAUCCUUCUUUGUUUGAAAUGAUUCUUCAUGGGGAUGGAGCAAAAGGGAAGUUCAACAAACAAACUGCACCUGCUACAAUGGCUUUCUCUGAACACCAUCCGCAUCUCUUUUGUAGAUGAGGAUGGUUUAUGUAUUGGUACGGAAAAGUACCUGUGUGAAUGAGGAUGAAUGUCAAUGCUAUGCAGAUACGGUAUUAAACCUGAUUAUACCGAGAGUAUCUUAUAGGUCUAUACACUAACAUGGGUCUAUGUGCGGUGAAAUACCUCUUCCAUUACCAAACCUGUAUUGUAAACAAGUCCUCCUCUUCCUGCUUAAAAGUAACUCACCAUUGGCUCUGCCUCAAAGUGGAAGAAGGAUGACCCGCUUAACUACUUGCAUAUACAUACAAUUAUACAUUAAAGCAUUGCAGUUUAUGGAUAAUGGAGAUUUUAGAUGUGUUCUGUGCCACAUCUUGUUUUCUGUAACCACAUUUGUUUAAUUCAUAUGAUUUCCCCCAUGUACGUUUUGUUAUCGUUCAUUGCACCCACCGAUCACUUACAGUCUUUUACCCUCGCAUGUGUAUAAAUGUACAUAUUUUAA
Molecule: messenger RNA, 4204 nt
Organism: Pseudoliparis swirei
Lineage: Eukaryota; Metazoa; Chordata; Actinopteri; Perciformes; Liparidae
Product: glypican-5-like
Exons: 9
Coding region: 282-2126 (614 amino acids)
Biological process (GO): regulation of protein localization to membrane; positive regulation of canonical Wnt signaling pathway; cell migration
Cellular component (GO): plasma membrane; cell surface; extracellular region
Source: RefSeq, a predicted model, not a curated record